GUCCCUCUUCCCUCUUUCCUUACUGUCCUUUAUUUGGUCAUUUGCCACUUUUGUCAAUCAGUGGCCAAAGCCAACAUUUGGAAUAAAGUUUUUCUGCUGUGCCCUGACCUUAGUCUUCGAGUAAAAAAAAACGCAUGCACGUGAUCAUGGCUGUCUAACAUUUGCCCAAAAGUCGCGUCCGAUUGUUCAGAUCCUUUCCUCGAUUGAAGACAUCAUUUCCUUGUUGAUUGAAAGAACAUUCCUCUUGUUCUCCUCUUUGCAAUCCCUUAAAUAAAAAAAACUUGAUUCUUUACUCCUAUGGCACACUGUACUCGUCUCAACACCCUGGCUUUUCGCCCUCAGUAUCUAUUGACAAAAUCAUAUCGGAUAAAAGUAUCGACUUUAUACAACUGCAAUAGCUCGAUUCGAUUCUAUUCGUCUUCGCCUUCUGCUUCUGCUUCUGCUUCUGCUUCUACUUCUACUGCAUCACCAUCAAAGCCGCAUUCUAUAUUUGUGCAGAACCCAUCGUUCAAGAGCACGUCUGCUUUGAACCAGUCUCAACAUAGUCCCCACUUUAAAGCCCAAACAACACAGCUGCCAAAUAUUAAGAAUCGCCUACCAAUCUAUAUUCUUGUGGGGAUUGUCGGUGCUGGGUUCUGGGCAGGAUCCAUCGCUGUGGCAGCGAACCAUCAACGGCAAGGGACUAGCAUCGUCCGUGGUACGUUGUUCAAUGUAAAGUUUGACAAGAAGGCUCAAGAGUUACUGGGUGAUAACAUUGACUUUACAAACAAGAGAUGGCCCUGGAUUUCUGGAACGGUUGCCCAUUUGAAAGGACGGGUCGAUAUUGAAUAUCAAGUACGGGGUGAUAAAGCAGAGGGUCGGAUUCAUUUUGUAGCCGUGCGACCUGCGAAGCAAUGGAUCACAACAGACUUUACGCUCACCAUGCCAGAUGGAACAUGUGUCCCUCUAGGCAAGGAUACAGUCUUGCCAGAGAUCAACUAGAAUUUAUUAUUGUUACUUAUUAUUACUAUUGCUAUUAUCACGACUGUCACCAUUAUUGUCCCCAGGUGUGUAGAACAGAAUUAAAAAAAAAAAAAACAGUGUCUUGCUCAAG
Messenger RNA from Lobosporangium transversale, 1093 nucleotides. RefSeq names its product cytochrome oxidase complex assembly protein 1-domain-containing protein. The transcript has a single exon. Lineage: Eukaryota; Fungi; Mortierellomycota; Mortierellomycetes; Mortierellales; Mortierellaceae. Bases 298 to 981 code for a protein of 227 amino acids. Gene Ontology annotation, biological process: mitochondrial respiratory chain complex IV assembly. Gene Ontology annotation, cellular component: mitochondrial inner membrane. The record is from RefSeq and is a predicted model, not a curated record.